AUGGUGACUGUGAUGGUGACUGGGAUGAUGACGGGUGGUGACUGGGAUGAUGACUGGGGUGGUGACUGGGAUGGUUACUGGGAUGAUGACUGUGAUGAUGACUGGGAUGGUGACUGUGAUGGUGACUGGGAUGACUGGGAUGGUGACUGGGAUGAAGACUGGGAUGGUGACUAUGAUGAUGACUGGGAUGAUGACUGGGAUGGUUACUAUGAUGAUGACUGGGAUGAUGACUGGGAUGGUGACUGGGAUGAUGACUGGGAUGGUGACUGGGAUGGUGACUGGGAUGAUGACUGGGAUGGUGACUAUGAUGAUGACUGGUAUGAAGAUUUGGAUGGUGACUGUGAUGGUAACUGGGAUGGUGACUGUGAUGGUGACUGGGAUGGUUACUGUGAUGGUGACUGUGAUGGUGACUGGGAUGGUGACUGGGGUGCUGACUGGGAUGCUGACUGGGACGAUGACUGGGACGGUGACUGGAAUGGUGACUGGGAUGGUUACUGGGAUGGUGACUGGGAUGGUGACUAUGAUGGUGACUGGGAUGGUGACUGGGAUGGUGAUUGGGAUGAUGAAUGGGAUGGUGACUGGGAUGGUGACUGGGAUGGUGACUAUGAUGAUGACUGGGAUGGUGACUGGGAUGAUGACUGGGACGGUGACUGGAAUGGUGACUGGGAUGGUUACUGGGAUGGUGACUGGGAUGGUGACUAUGAUGGUGACUGGGAUGGUGACUGGGAUGGUGAUUGGGAUGAUGAAUGGGAUGGUGACUGGGAUGGUGACUAUGAUGAUGACUGGGAUGGUGACUGGGAUGAUGACUGGGAUGAUGACUCGGAUGAUGAUGAUGAUGAUGAUGUGGGACAUAAAGACUACAGUCAAUGUACGAAUUAUUCUGUACAAAGACAAAUCGCUAAUUGUUCAAGAAAUCCCCGUGGAUAG
Messenger RNA from Ylistrum balloti, 927 nucleotides. Its product is annotated as aspartate and glycine-rich protein-like. The record is from RefSeq and is a predicted model, not a curated record. The transcript is spliced from 2 exons. The coding region runs from base 1 to 927 and encodes 308 amino acids. NCBI's taxonomy places the organism in Eukaryota, Metazoa, Mollusca, Bivalvia, Pectinida, Pectinidae.